CGGACUCGGAGGCUCGGCGCCGUCCUCGCACGUAACCGUUGAAGUCUCCCGGACGCCCAAUUAGACGGCGGACAGCGCCGCGCCGCACCUGUUCCCCACCUUCGGAGAGAAAGAUGCAGGAGGUGGGCAGUACCCAGCGAGGCUCUCAGCGGGCCUUCAGCGUCCUGGAUCGUCUGCUGCUCACACAUCCUGUGUGGCUGCAGCUGUCGCUCAACCAAGACUCUGCCCUCUACAUCCUGCUCAGAGAGCCUGUUGGGACCUUUCUGGUGCGUAAAUGCAGCGCCAGCCAGAGGAAGGUGCUGUGCUUGAGAGUGACAGCGGACAGAAGUGCCUCCUCUGUCAAGGAGUGCUUCAUCUGUGAGGAGGACUCCACAUUCGCCUUGGAGAGCUCAGCACUCAGCUUCCCUGACUUGUGUCGACUGGUGGCCUUCUACUGUAUCAGCAGGGAUGUGUUGCCUUUCCCACUGGAGCUACCAGAGGCUAUUGCUAAAGCCACAACUCACAGGCAGCUGGAGGCCAUUUCACACAUGGGACAAGACUUCUGGAGCUCGCCGAGUGCUUCAGACAUCCAAAACGGACCGGUGGACCCAUUGGCAUCGACCAGCGCCAGCCAGGCCCAGACAGUGGUGACCCAGGACCAAUGUGCCCUGCUGACCCAAGGCAAACAAGGCAAAGUCUGCUUCAUCAACCCGCUGUUCCUGCAGCUGGAGGUCAGCAAGCAGCCACAACUCACAAACCACAGUGCCUCCAAUAAACGGCACCGCUUCAAGCGCAGCAUGCGGCUCCGGCUCUCCGAGUCCUCCAUGAAUUUGUCGCUGGAGGGGGUCGGCUCCUACUCGCCUCCCCCCUCAGUGGAGCAGCCCGCUGGGCCAGAGAAGCUGCAGAAGGCUGGCACUAACCCACAGAGGAGAGUUCAUGCUGGGGCAGGGAUCCUGAGGAGAACCCCGGCUGUAUCGCCGGGUUCUGCAGAGGAAGAGGACAUGAUGUCUGCCUGUGUGCCCGAGACAUCUGCCAAGGUGGAAGAGUCUCCGAAGACCCAGCAGUCAGCCCAAGCAGAGGAGCCAGGCAUCGAGGUUGCGGUUCUGGCCCUGGACCGCCGCGUGGCUCCGUCCCUGGCCGAGCUCGACAGCAGCAGCUCCUUCAGCAGUAUGGAUGAGGACAGUGACUGGGAUUCAGAUCCAGAAAGCAUGGUCCAAACCCAGAGGUACACCUACCCGCGCCCGCCACUCAUGCGAUCCCGAGGCCGCGGGGGGCUGCACCGUAUGAGUGAGGCGUUUGUGUGUUUCUUUGCUCCGGACAAGCGGCUGACGCGACUGGUGGAGGAGCUGUCCAGAGACAGGCGCUCCAUCUUCGGGGGCAUGGUUCAGGACUUCCUCCUGGCGCAGAGGGAGGUGCUCAAAUCCCUGGCCUCAUCUUCUUCAUCAUCGUCCUCUUCCUCAUCUCUUGUGAGCUCUGUGCAGCUCCUGCAGGGUCUGCGGCUCUUUCUGUCCCAGGCAAAGUGCUGCUUGCUGGACAGCGGAGAGCUAGAGCCUCCCAUUGAAACCCUGGUGCCAGAGAACGAGAAAGACCUGGCACUGGAGCGAGCCAUGUUCUCCUGCGUGCUCAGGCCUCUGAGGUCGCACCUCGAAAAAGCCCUGGUGGCGUUGCACAAUCAGGACGGCUCCAGCCAGCGUCUCUCCCAGAACCUGCUCCGUCUGAAAGGGGACGCCGCCAUGGAGCAGCUCGGCGUGCAGACGGGUGUCCCGGACAGCCGCGAGGUGGAGAGGGUGAAGCAGAAGCUGGGCCUGAUGCAGAAGACGCACUCGCCCAUCGACAAAGUGCUGCUGCUGUUACAAGUGUGCAAGUGCGUCCACAAAGCCAUGGGGUCCUUACAUGGACAGGAAGUGAGCUGGGAUGACUUCCUGCCAUCGUUGUCUUACGUAAUUGUGGAGUGUAACAGGCCCCACAUCCUGAUAGAGGUGGAGUACAUGAUGGAGCUGCUGGAGCCCUCCUGGCUCGGAGGAGAGGGUGGGUACUACCUGACUAGUGUGUAUGCUAGCCUUUGUCUGAUCCAGAGCCUGGACGGGGAAAAACCGUUCUCAGGCUGCCUGACGCUGGAGGCCCAGGAGGCGCUGAAGGAGUGGAGCUGCAGACGGAGCCGGGAAGCCCAGAGACAAAAGGAGAGCCAGCAGAGCCAGAGGUGCGUUCGGAUACUGUUCCAGGACGGGGAGCGGAGCGCCAUUCGGACGUUGCAGUGGAGAGCCGGGGAAACCAGCCAGGCCCUGGCACAGCUGUGUGCCACCACCUUCGGAGUGUCCGACCCGCAGCAAUACACCCUGUACUGGCGCAGCGGUGGUGAGAUGAGGGCCCUGCCGCCUCAGGCUCAGCCCCAGGACCUGGCCAGCCACAGCGAGGGAGGCCCCUCGCUCUCCUACCUGAGGACCGACCACGACUUCAGCAAAAUGCGUCGGCUCACCAGAGGUGGCGCCGUGGACCUAAGCGAGUCGGUGUGUGAGGAGUGA
Xiphias gladius (swordfish) is the source of this 2501-nucleotide messenger RNA. Its product is annotated as ras and Rab interactor 2. The coding region runs from base 114 to 2501 and encodes 795 amino acids. NCBI's taxonomy places the organism in Eukaryota, Metazoa, Chordata, Actinopteri, Istiophoriformes, Xiphiidae. The record is from RefSeq and is a predicted model, not a curated record. Gene Ontology annotation, biological process: vesicle-mediated transport. Gene Ontology annotation, molecular function: small GTPase binding; guanyl-nucleotide exchange factor activity. Gene Ontology annotation, cellular component: cytosol; endocytic vesicle. The transcript has 12 exons.